Molecule: messenger RNA, 3464 nt
Organism: Annulohypoxylon truncatum
Lineage: Eukaryota; Fungi; Ascomycota; Sordariomycetes; Xylariales; Hypoxylaceae
Exons: 1
Coding region: 423-2963 (846 amino acids)
Source: RefSeq, a predicted model, not a curated record
CCUAUGAUAACAAUAACCUACAGUUGUAGAGAUUCGGAAAUUCGCUUGAGGCACAGCGAAGGGUCACUUUUCCCGACCAACGGUCCCUUGCCCCCUGUCUAUAUCCCCCUGCUGCUCCCAAUACUACCCCCCAACACGGGCUUGCAUGAUAAUUCAAAGUACAUAUUACCCAAGACUAUCCACUACCCCCAUCGCGCCAGUGCCAUAUAUCCUCCAAGCCAUCUCCCGGACGAAACACUGUUGGUCUGCCACACCGCCCCCACAGUUUUUUCUUCUGUGGCCGUCUGCGCUGUCGCAGAGCUCUCACGAUAGUUGAGAUUAAUGAACUAACGACCCGGGAAUUUCGAUCCCGGGUUGAGUCUAUUCGAUUUUUCGGGAUUUGGGAAUAAAUUGAUGGAUCUCUUACGUUAGGGUCAUACAACAUGUAUUCGCCAAUUCCAGUAUACUCCUAUAAUAAGGAGCCGCCGCAGAGACCUGCGAGGUCUCCCCCUGAGAAUAGUCGACCUUCGACUGCAUGCUCUCCGACUGCGCCGGUUUUUCAAGUACGAAACGGAUUUGGCGAUCUAAUCGAACCAGCGAUCGACGGCCCGCCGUCGCCGGAGCGCCUCCGGGCGCUGAGUAGCCAGAUGAAGCGCGAUUCCAAUGCCGGCAUGCACCAAAGCGAGGGAACAUCGUCGGGCGCGUCGUCACGUCUUUCUGCAACAUCGGAUAGACGAUCAUGGAAUCAGAGCUUGGAAAGUCUUCAUUUAUCGAGGAACCCUUCUCAACGGUCCACAUCGAGUGGCAUGCCAACGCGUGAGCGAACGGACAGCGUGCAAUUCUUCAGCAAGGGAAUGUUUUCACGCAGUAGAGGACGGCUACGGAGAGAAAGUAGUGACCAGGGCGGCUCCAAUAGCUCACUGGACGCGUCUGAGAUGCCGACUGACGCCAUGCCUAAGGACCAACCAUUCAUUUCGUCCGUGUUCGCGCGGCGGAGGGCGUUGAGGGGAGAGUCGAGCUCGCCGGCUCCCCAAAAGAAGCUACAGAUAUCGGGACCUUACAAUUUCCAGCACCUUACCCAUACGAGAAAGGAUAGCGUUCCUAACAUCGACCGAACAAAUCACUUGGAGCUUGUGUCGGAAUUCUCUGACAUGCGUCCGCGACGACCUACUAACGCGUCACUGAGCGGUGCCCAGCAGAGCGAGUCGCAAUUUACGGCUUUCCCUUCUGAGACGUUCUACCAUCAGGAAGACCCAUCGGCGGGUCUAUACGUCGAUGGGGCACAAUCACGGGACAAAGCGUUGCCUCCAUCACCACCGCCUCCACCACCCUCAAUGCGGUACGCUAAGCGAUCUCAAUCUCAGGAUAAGAUCCGCUAUGCCCCUCCACGUCCGCCCCGGUCUCCUCCGCCUGAGAGUGAUGAUGUUACAUCACCAAUACUGCCACCCCCGAGAACCUCAAGCCGGAUCUCGGCUCGCCACGCUAGGUAUGACUCUUUGACCAUGGCCAGAAUGGCGGCCACACAGCUCGCAGAGCGCCCCGCAACAAGCACUGGCUUCCGCAAGCCGGAACCGUUUGCGCCCACCGCACCCACAUCACCCAAGGAUAUAUCGCCCAAGGGAUAUUCGCCCAAGGGCUUGCGGCCUCCCCCUCCUUCGCGCGCCACUCCCAUGGUAGAAUCUGUCGAAGAAGAAAUGGAAUCGCAAAUGCUUCCCCGCGCCAUCAGCACGCCAGAUGAUGCGGCGUGGCCUUUGGCCAACAACGUGACUGCCUUACCUGAUGUCCCAGAGGAGGAAGAACAUCACGCACAAUCCCGGCCGUCGCGCAUGAGCGUUACGAGCAACCACUCUUCCCUCAGGGGCAGUGUAUCGGUGCCGUUGCUUCGUCAGAUGUCAAUGACGCAAUCGCCUCAACGACCACCUAGCAAUGCUUCCGAUACUUUGGGCUUGUUCAACGCUCAGCGCCUCAUGCGCACGGGCACCGGCGACGAGUAUUUAGCUGAUGAUCUGGACAGAGACAACUGGGAAGACGAUAUCGAUUAUUGCUACGAGCAUGAAGCUGAGGCGGACUGCGACUACGCCUGGGAAAGGCCAUCGUGUGACAUCGCCCGAGGGGGCCAUGCCGAAACCAUCAUUACCUUUACUGGCCCCUUUGGCGGCAGUCUGUCCAAUGAUUUACUAUCUCCAGGGAACUCUGACGUUCCUGCUCUAAGCCCGGCAAGCCAAACCUCCAACAUGGACAAGCACGAAGCUAUCACGCCAACGACCGUUCCGGUAACUUCCAACUUCUCUCUUCCGCGACGGGAGAACUCGUCACAAUUCCUUCGCGUGCAUAAGCGAACCCAGUCCCCGGAAACCAACUUCAAGGAGUCGCAAGGCUUUAGCUUGUCGCCUUCUCUCCUGAUACCGAACGACUACCACCAGCAAAUGCUUCGGUACGAGAGGGAAGAACUGCAGGACAGUGAGGACGAGGACUUCCUCAUCCAGGGGAACACGUUCGACGACCAGCCCAUUAUGAAGUUUGGCAAGACCGUGAACGCUCGCUCCAGUGCCUCGACAACCGUCUCUACCCUAUCAGAGCACUCCAUGACUUCUAGCCGCCACAAGUCGACGAACUCGACUUCCACGGCCUACACCCGCUGGACCGGCAGCAGCACCUCUAGCUGGACGCAACAGCCGAUCCUACCAAAGGCCAUCAAUGAUAGCACGUUACCCGUUAUCACAUCGCCCACUGCCGUGGUAGCACCUACUACCUUCGAGGAGAUGGCCGUGAAAGAGGAAAAGCCGGCCGAGAAGCACGCGAGGACGCAAUCCCAUGCCGGCCUUCUCAUGAGGAGUAACUAUGACGCGGCACCCCCCGCCGAGCAGAAGCCGGCGAAGGAACCUAUCAGGACGCGUAGGCGGGCCCGGACCACGAGCCGAAGCCACGCGUCGCCUCAGUUCGCUCUCUUCCCGGCUGUCUCUACUCACGGCAACCGCAUCUGAAUGAAUCGGUUACCACACCACACCUGUUAUUAUAUAUUAUAUAACUGCUAUUAUCUACUAUACAUAUGUGUACAUCUAGGUAUAUAUAUGUAAUCGCUAUUAUUUAUAUCUACAAACCAACCAACCACAUUCGUUAUCAACGUAACUGUUUCCACUAUCUUACCUACAUACCUACCUAGGUACUCAUCCACCAAUCUCCAUUUGUCGGACGCAAAAGUUCUCUGGUUUUCGGGACAUAUAGACUAUCAUCAUCACCACCACCAUCACGGCUUACGAAGCCAGGCGUUUUUAUCCCCUUCCGCGUUUGCGUUGUUUUUCUGGUAUAGACAUCGGGCCUUUUGGUUUUUUUUUAAACUUUCGAAUCUGUCGUUUCCGCAGACUCCCUUUUUUCUUCGCACUUCUUACCUAGGUAAACUACCUCGGUAUGGAUAAUCGACCUACUACAUAGAGCCGGCGACGGGCAACUGGUUAACUUCGCCUUAUUCUUGUCCUGUUACUUUU